AUGGCGGCCUCAAUCUCGCCGUCGGUCAUCAUGACCCAGAUCUCCCAUUAUCUCAAUUCCAAUGAGACCUCCGACGCUCUUUUCCAGCCCCAAACCGCCGUCACGGCCAUUGGCACCUACAAGUGGUUCAUUGGCACAGGCAUUUUCGUCCUGGUUACCGCCAUCCAGAUCAUCAAAUAUAUGCUCCGAGACCGUCCUCCACCAGGGCUCAAGCUGAUCCCGGGUCCGACGAGCACCAUCCCCUACAUUGGGCGUGUCCACGACGUGGAUCCGAACGCUCCCUGGUAUGCCAUGAAAAAGUUCUGUGAUGAAUACAAUGGGAUUUUCCGCUCGACGAUUUGUGGUGAGAUGCACAUCUGGAUUGGCGAUACCAACAUUGCCUAUGAUCUGCUGUGCAAGAAGGCGAGAAUCUACUCCUCGCGGCCGCAGGUGCCUGCUGUCCCGGGCAGCGACUCGCAGGGUCAAUAUCUUCCACUUCUGGCUCACGACGACCAUUGGCGCAACCAACGCAAGUUCGCCCACACGGUUCUGACCCAGGGCUUCAACUCAAAGUACUACGGUUAUGUCAGCCACGAGUGCAAGCGGUUCCUCUACAAGCUCCUGGUCGACCCUAAAGACCAUUUUGCUUUGACCGACCGAUUCUGCGGUCGUAUCAGUGCCCGCCUCGGCUAUGGCAGCCCAGCGUCUGCUGCUGCCCAUUGCAAGAAUGCCGGUGAAUUCAUCCCUCAGAUUUCUCCCUCGGGACCAAUCACCAACCUGUUGCCCUUCCUGGGUGGCCUGCCGGAGUGGCUUAACCCCUCCAUCCGUAAAGUCCGGGAACGACGUGAAAAGGAGGAGAAGCUCUGGAAGGGUCUGAUGAAGCAGGUUCGGGAGGAGAUGAACCAAGGAAUUGCUCCUAUCAGCUACGCCAGGACAUACUUUGACCGCAAGGAGGCCGAAAGUGGCUCGCGCUCUUUCGGUUUCGAUGACCAUGAGGCUGCCUACGCUGUUGGCAUGCUGGUCACCGUCGCCAUCUUCACCAUUGGUGGGCCCCUGUACUGCUUCUUCCUCGCCAUGGUUCUCCAUCCUGAAUGGCAGGCGAAGGUCCGCAAGGAAUAUGAUGAGGUCAUCGGAGACCGCGUCAUCGAGGUCGCUGAUGCUCCCAACCUGCCGAUUCUUCGUGCAGCGAUCAAGGAGUGCGUCAGAUGGCGCCCACCGGUCCCGCUAGGUGUGCCCCGUCUUCUCGAAGAGGAUGAUGAAUGGAACGGCUACUACCUUCCCAAGGGUGCCGUCAUCCACGCCGUCGAUCUUGCUCUUGCUCGCAAUCCCACACUCUACCCCGACGCAGAGACCUACAACCCUGGCCGAUGGCUCGAGAAGGAAUACCCAACAUACAAAGAGCCUCUGACAGAGCAUCCGAGACUCAUGGGUCACCACGGCUUUGGAAUGGGUCGCCGCAUGUGCCCAGGUAUUGAGGUUACCGAAGCCGAAUUACUCGUCGCUUGUGGCAGCGUGGUUGGCUGCUUCGAGCUCAACCCAGUUGUCGACGCCAACGGUCAACCCAAAUGGCCAGAUGCCAACGCCUUCACCCCCAAUCUGAUCGGAGGUCCCCUGCCAUUCCAAAUGGACGUCAAAGUCCGAAGCCCUGAGAAAGCCGCUCAUAUCAAGGCGUGGUACGAAGAGAGCGUUGCUGCCGAAGCCGCUGGCAAGAUUGCUCCGGGCUUGUAA
Molecule: messenger RNA, 1707 nt
Organism: Capronia epimyces CBS 606.96
Lineage: Eukaryota; Fungi; Ascomycota; Eurotiomycetes; Chaetothyriales; Herpotrichiellaceae
Exons: 2
Coding region: 1-1707 (568 amino acids)
Molecular function (GO): heme binding; oxidoreductase activity, acting on paired donors, with incorporation or reduction of molecular oxygen; monooxygenase activity
Source: RefSeq, a predicted model, not a curated record